AUGAGCCUCAUCAGGUCCACCUGCGAUCGUUGCUACGCCGCCAAAACGCGCUGCACCAAAGAUGCGUCGUCCAAGCGGUGCCACAAGUGCAUACGCUCAGGUGUAGUCUGCAACUACAGUCCGCGCGGCCAGGCCGGCCGUCCGCUUGGUUGCGGCAUAGGCCGGUCAAGCUCCUCCAGCCAACGUCCAACCCCAGCCAUGAGUGCAGACACUCGAUCCGUCACUCUGCCCAACUCGUUCGAUUGCAGCCCCGACCUCUUCAGCAACAUCCCCACAGAAGAGAAUACCGCCGCCUACCCAUGGGACCACCAGCCCUCUCUAGACGACUAUGGGCAGCUUCUUCUCCCCCUUGACGAGGCGAUGCACGGUGGCACGUACACAACAUCAAACGAGAGCUCAAAUGCUGCCGCCGACUUUUUCUCAUCCUUGGAACCUAGCAGCGCCCAAAGCUCUAGCAGCGGUCCACACCAAGAUACCAAUUCUAGCAGCGAGGCGCCUUCUGCUGCCGCCUCGCCCAGGAGCGAGAGCCUGCAUGGCCGGCUCGUAGCUACGCACUCCGAGCUCAUCGCCCUCUCAGAGUCGCUUGCAGUGUCUUUCGGCAUGACCGACGACAUGGACGUCAUAUACAGGCUUAGCGCCGACAUGACCGACAUACUUCAGCGCCUGAGGAAGAGUGGGCUAUGUUACCCGCCGACGCCGGUUGCAAAGUGCCAUGGCAUGACUUCUCUCCUAAUAUUGGGCUGUUACAGCUAUCUUCUUGAGGCCUAUGAGCUUGCCAUGGAGAAGCUGCGACACGAGGUGCGAGACACGGGUUCUCUGACCGCGCGACAGCAACGGGCUGCGUCACCCGAACGAGCGCCGCGAAUCAACAUUGGAGGCAUCAGGCUGCAGGUAUCGAGAAAGUCGGCCGCCGAGAUCCACCUGCAACUAGUCUCCCAAACAGCCCAGAAUCUCCGGGAUUCGCUCCGGCAGUUUGUAAAGCAAACGGCAGCCCCGCGCUGCUCCAUGGACCUGGACGACGACGACGAGAGCGUGGCAUCGAACCAUUCUGGGAGCCGUACUAGGGAGAUGGACCGCGGCGACACCAUUGCUAUUCUAACAACAUUGGCAGAGCAGGAGUUGCGGCGACGAGAAGGUAGCAUUUUCCAGUACAUACAUGAGAGCGCCGCCAAGGAAACCGCGUGA
This is a messenger RNA of Beauveria bassiana ARSEF 2860, 1185 nucleotides long. RefSeq lists its product as uncharacterized. Bases 1 to 1185 code for a protein of 394 amino acids. NCBI's taxonomy places the organism in Eukaryota, Fungi, Ascomycota, Sordariomycetes, Hypocreales, Cordycipitaceae. Gene Ontology annotation, biological process: regulation of DNA-templated transcription. The transcript is spliced from 2 exons. Gene Ontology annotation, molecular function: zinc ion binding; DNA-binding transcription factor activity, RNA polymerase II-specific. The record is from RefSeq and is a predicted model, not a curated record.